Eimeria acervulina is the source of this 1014-nucleotide messenger RNA. Its product is annotated as biotin requiring domain-containing protein / 2-oxo acid dehydrogenases acyltransferase catalytic domain-containing protein, putative. Gene Ontology annotation, cellular component: pyruvate dehydrogenase complex. Gene Ontology annotation, biological process: pyruvate decarboxylation to acetyl-CoA. The record is from RefSeq and is a predicted model, not a curated record. Gene Ontology annotation, molecular function: dihydrolipoyllysine-residue acetyltransferase activity. NCBI's taxonomy places the organism in Eukaryota, Apicomplexa, Conoidasida, Eucoccidiorida, Eimeriidae. The transcript has 4 exons. The coding region runs from base 1 to 1014 and encodes 337 amino acids.
AUGCCCGCAACAAGCAAUAAGGGCAGCAGCAGCGAGGGAUUUAUUAGCGCUUGGCGAGCAGAAGAAGGGCAGCAAGUAAAGAGAGGAGAAGAAUUAUUUGUAGUAGAGAGCGACAAAGCAGACUUCGAUAUUGAGGCUCCUCAUGACGGUGUAUUGUCUAAGAUUUACGUGCGGGAAGGCGUGAAGGUAGCAGCAGGGACUGUAGUUGGUUUGCUGACAUCUUCGGCUCAAGACUCAUCAUCAUCAUCAGCAUCAGCAGCAGCAGCAGGAGCAGCAGCAGGAGCAGCAGCAGGAGCAGCAGCAGGAGCAGCAGAAGGUGCGAAGUCUCUUUCAAAUGCUGCUUCUCUUCCUGCUGGGACUGUUGCUUUGUUUAUGCCGGCGCUCAGCAGCACAAUGACAGAAGGCCGAAUUGCGCAGUGGUGUAAACAACAGGGCGACAGAGUUAAUGUAGGGGAUAGGCUGUUAGUAGUUGAGAGCGACAAAGCUGAUAUGGAUGUGGAAGCAUUUGAUGAAGGCUUUUUAGCAGCAACAACAGCAAAUGCAGGGGAUACAGCAGCAGUAGGUGAGACAAUAGGAUAUCUUGUGCCUACAAAAGAUAAAAUAGAAAUGCUUCAACAAGCCCUACAACAAUAUUCUCAUACAGGGGGGGCCCCUAUUGCUGCAGCACAAGCAGCAGCAGCAGCAGGAGCAGCAGGAGGAGCAGCAGGAGGAGCGGUGAAAGAGGAGACGCCCGAUAAUGCUGCAGCAGCAGCAGCUGCUGCUGCUGCUGCAGCUGCAGCAGAUGCUGCAGCAAUUGAAGAAGCUGCUCAAGCUGCAGCAGCAGAAUGGGUGCUGCCUUCAGUAGAUCAGAGUUCGUCAGAACAGGGUGUCCCCGGGCUGUCGCAGCAGCAGCUGCAGCAGCUGCUGCUGCAGCGCCUUUCUGCUGUUUCUCCUGCUGCUGCUGCAGCACUCAAAGACCCAAAAGAAGGAGCUGGAGCAAAGGCAGAAGCUGCUGCUGAUAGACCUGUUCGUUAA